AUGGAUUUCAUUAAAGAAGCCAUUUGUGAUAAUAACGAUGAAAUGUAUAAAUACCUUCUCGGCUGGAUUGCAUCAAUGAUUCAACAUCCUGGAAUCAAGAAUGAAACAGCAAUUAUUUUGAAAGGACUUCAGGGAACAUGUAAAAACAGAUUUACAGACAUUAUUUCUGAACUUCUCGCUGGUUAUUCAUGUAAAAACAUUACUGAAAUAAGUGAGCUAACGGGUAAUUUCAAUUCGGUUGUUGAAAAUAAAAUGUUUCUUGUACUUAAUGAACUCAAGAAUGUAGGUGAAGACAGACUCGCAAACUUCAACGCUUUGAAAUCAAUUAUUACGGAUAAUGAGAUUAGAAUUAAUGAAAAGAAUCAACCCAGAAGAACAGCUCAGAACGUUGCAAACUUCAUUUUCGUAACUAACAACGUCUACCCUGUCAAAAUUGAAGUUGGAGACAGAAGAUACGUAGUUUUAAGAGUUAAUGGUAAAUUCAAGGGUCAAUUUGAUUACUUCAAGAAUUUAAUGGAUUCAUGCACUAAGGAAUUUUAUGAUAAUUUACUAACAUAUUUUAUGCAAUAUGACCUUUCAUCAUUUAAUGUACGAAUCAUACCGAUGACUGAAGCCAAACAAGAUUUAAUAGAAUUAUCAUCAAAUCCUUUAGAUGUAUGGAUAAAUACACAUUAUGAUGAAUUGUGUGCAGGUAUGACGUGUGAAAAUGCUCUAUUCUGCAAACCAUCAGACAUGAAAGACAAGAAUUUCCAAAUGAGUAUUAAGGAUAAAUGUGAUAGGAAACAUAGAAGAAUAGACGGUAAACAAACAUGGUGUUAUGUUUUGAAAGAAGAAAUGAAAGGAUUAU
Trichomonas vaginalis G3 is the source of this 847-nucleotide messenger RNA. RefSeq lists its product as uncharacterized. The annotation marks the transcript as partial. The transcript has a single exon. The record is from RefSeq and is a predicted model, not a curated record. Lineage: Eukaryota; Parabasalia; Trichomonadida; Trichomonadidae.